This is a messenger RNA of Geodia barretti, 866 nucleotides long. The record is from the annotation of a GenBank genome assembly. Lineage: Eukaryota; Metazoa; Porifera; Demospongiae; Tetractinellida; Geodiidae.
UCCUCUCCCACUCUUGCUCUGAGAUGUGAUGUUCUUCCUUCCCACACUGCCACAGAGUGGUGUAUCAAGGCCCCCAGAUUGAGUGUGAUGCUGAUGGAGUUGGCACCGACGAAGAUGUCAUCUACUAUUUCAGAGUGGCUGCUGUGAAUGACGUAGGCAUCGGGCCAUACAGUGUCUCAGUCAGCUAUACCAAGAAGAAAGCGUGUUUCCUGUGGGAUCCUAACCAGCGUCCCCCAAGAGCCCACAUCACCAAUGGAGGCUACACAGUCAGUAUUGGGGAGAACGCCACCUGGGUAAGUGUGGGUGCCAACACCAUCCUUUCCCAUGGCUGCCACUACCGGGAGGUGGUCCUGGAGAAGUACGAAGCACCCCCUCUCUCCAGGAAGGCUGUCAUUGGUGUCGUCGGGUUCCACCAGUGGCACAGGUCACACGGAGUCAUAGGGAUAAAGACGUGUCCCAUUGGGAACCGUUCGUGGGGCCUUGCCUGCGGGACCGCAAAGAAACUCGCUCACGGGUGCACCUUCUUCAACCCCUUCUGUCGCAAACACAACCUGUUCAGGGAGGGAGAUGCUGUGGGAGUCAUGUUGGAUCUCUCCCAACACAUCAUGUCCUUCUACCGCAACGGGAAACUCCUGGGAAUCAUCUUUGAUGAUGUGCACGGUCCAGUUGUUCCCGCCGUGUCUUUCUGUCGCCACAAGGCCCUCACUCUCCGGUUCCCCUCCACCCCUCCCACUAGCCCCGCCCCUCCAGACAUUUCUCGAGCCCCGCCCUCUCCCGGCAUGUCCCUCCGAGCCCUGCAGCGUCGAGAUGUAAUACCGUGGUCCGCCAGACUGCCCGCUCUCUGUCCACUAAUGCCAUUGAGGUGA